Notolabrus celidotus (New Zealand spotty) is the source of this 3462-nucleotide messenger RNA. It is a transcript of the gene ext1c, whose product is annotated as exostoses (multiple) 1c. The record is from RefSeq and is a predicted model, not a curated record. Gene Ontology annotation, molecular function: glycosyltransferase activity. NCBI's taxonomy places the organism in Eukaryota, Metazoa, Chordata, Actinopteri, Labriformes, Labridae. The coding region runs from base 769 to 2991 and encodes 740 amino acids. Gene Ontology annotation, cellular component: membrane. The transcript is spliced from 13 exons.
GACGCUCCACCUCGGAUCAUUUCCCCGGACGGUGCGUAUAUGUGCACCUUUGUGACUCGGAUCGGAUCGUAAAUUGAGAAGUUGGUGUUUAUGAGCUGCUACAGCUGACGGAGGUGUUGCAGGACGCUCAACAGUUCAGUCAGGGCGCUGCUGUGGUUGCUGAACCAGGUGGGGACAGUGACAGGGACUGGAGAGUCUGGAUCUCCCAGCCUAAAACUGGAUGAACCUUGCUGCUGCCACCUGCAUCGGAUCAGUGUCAGUGUGUGACAGUGAACAGAGAAGGCAGGCAUCACUUCUGCUUGGCUGGAGAGGAGGCAGAAAUUGGGGAAUGUGAAUGAGAGGAGCGGCCAGAGGCCCUGCAGACAGCAGUCGCGCCAGGCACCAUGAGGCAGCAAGCCUGGCCUGAGAGAGCGGAGAAAUCACCUUUCAUCACUCUCAACUGGACGGGGCAAGGGAGGAAAUGCAUACAGGAGCAGCAGCAGCAGCAGCAGAGACCGGCUAAUUCCCUCAUCUGAGAGUACAGUGGAGAGCAAAUGGGGAAGCAGGACGAGGUUGAGGGAAGGGAGUAAGUUACUUAGAAUUCAUCAUCCUAAAUGGCAAAGUGGACCGGGCACUCAGAGGCAGGGAUGUCCUUGUUAACACAUUGUCCUCCGUUAGAAGCUCCUUGUUAGAAAUCACACAUCAGCCCUGCCCCUGUGAGGCUGCUGAGCUGAGGGGCUGAGGAGAGGAACCAGAGAGAGACAGAGCAGAAAAAAGAGACAGGCCCCCAUGCAGGCGCGUAAGAAGUAUGUUCUGCUGGGCUUGUGUGCGUGCUGCUGGCUGGUGCUCUUUUAUUGGGGUGGGGGAGUCCAGCUGCGUCUGCUUCGCCUGCUGACACGGCACCGUGGGGAAGUGGUGCGCCCCUGGCCCAACUGGACUGACAAGGCCUUCCUGCCCCGCUAUGCCCACCUAGAUGAGCUCCAGACAGACCCCGGGACGGCUGAGUCGCCCCGUCAGCGCCGCCAAGCAUGGUCUGCCAUUUAUAAGGACAGUCGCUGCCGUAUGGAGACCUGCUUUGACUUCUCGCGGUGUCGCCGCAGAGGAAGGGAAGGUUUCAGGGUGUACAUAUAUCCAUCAGAGAAGAAUGACCGUGUGUCGGAAAGCUACAGGAAGAUCCUGACAUCAAUAGCUGAGUCACGGUACUACACAUCAGACCCUCGUGAAGCAUGUCUGUUUGUGCUGGGAAUCGACACCUUGGAUCGGGACCAACUAUCAGGACAGUUUGUUCCAAAUGUGGACGAGCGGAUUCGUGGUUACCCGCUGUGGAACGACGGGCGGAACCACCUGAUCUUCAACCUGUACUCAGGCACCUGGCCUAACUACACAGAGGAUCUUGGCUUCAACAUCGGCCAGGCCAUUCUAGCCAAAGCCAGCUUGAACACGGAACAUUUCAGGCCAGGCUUUGACGUCUCCAUCCCGCUAUUCUCAAAGGAUCACCCGCAGAAGGGUGGAGAGCGGGGCUGGCUGGUGAGGAACACCAUCCCACCAAGGAGAAAGUACCUCCUUAUGUUCAAAGGGAAGCGUUAUCUGACGGGCAUCGGCUCAGACACGAGGAACGCUCUUCAUCACAUCCACAACGGGAAGGACAUUGUGUCGCUGACUACGUGCCGCCACGGGAAGGACUGGGAGAAGCACAAAGAUGCCCGCUGUGACCAUGACAACCUGGAGUAUGAAAGGUUUGAUUACCAGGAGCUCCUCCACAACUCCACCUUCUGUCUGGUGCCUCGAGGUCGACGCCUGGGUUCCUUUCGCUUCCUGGAGUCCCUACAGGCGGCGUGUAUCCCCGUACUGCUCAGUAAUGGCUGGGAGCUGCCGUUCUCUGAUGUCAUACAGUGGAACCAGGCGGUCAUCGAGGGGGAUGAGAGGUUACUACUGCAGGUGCCGUCCACUGUGAGAGCGGUGGGGAAUGAGCGAGUCCUGGCCCUCAGACAGAGGACCCAGAUGUUGUGGGAAGCAUACUUCUCUUCCGUGGACAAGAUUGUCCUCACAACACUGGAGAUCAUUAAAGACCGCGUCUUCUCUCACAUAUCGAGGAACAAGUACAUGUGGAACUCGCUGCCAGGAGGUCUGCUGGUCCUGCCAGAGUACUCCACUCACCUCGCUCAUUUUCCUUUCUACUACCUGGGAUUAGGAGUCACUCCAGGUCAGGAUUUUACUGCUGUCAUCCAUGCUGUCUCCCCAUUGGUCUCCCAGUCUCAGCCAAUCAUGAAGCUGCUUCAGGUGGUCUCAAAGUCGAAAUACUGCUCGCAGAUAAUCAUUCUCUGGAACAGUGAGAAACCGCCGCCCAACCGGAGCAAAUGGCCUCCCAUGCCCGUCCCCCUCACUGUGACAGACGGGAGGAGGAAGACAACCAGUCGGUUCCUACCUCAUGUUGCCAUAGAGACGGAAGCGGUGCUGAGUUUAGAUGAGGAUACAGUCCUGCUGACCAGUGAGGUGAAUUUUGCCUUCCUGGUGUGGAGGAACUUCCCUGAGCGGAUCGUGGGCUACCCUCCCAGGAGUCACUUCUGGGACCCCUUGAAGCGUGCCUGGGGCUACACCUCCAAAUGGACCAAUGACUACUCCAUCGUCCUGACUGGAGCUGCCUUCUACCACAGGUACUACCACUACCUGUUCUCUCACUACCUGCCCCAGUCUCUGCGGACUCUGGUGGAUCGCACCUCCAACUGUGAGGACAUCCUGAUGAACUUCCUGGUUUCUGCUGUCACACACAUGCCGCCAAUCAAAGUCGCUCAAAGGAAGCAGUACAAAGAGCUGCCCAGUCCAGGGGGUACGAAGACCGUCCCCUGGGCCAACCCGGAGCACUUCAACCAGCGGCAGGAGUGUGUCAACACCUUUGCCAACUGGUUUGGCUACAUGCCCCUGGUCCACUCUCAGUUUCGCCUGGACCCUGUGCUCUUCAAAGAUCAAGUGUCAGUCCUUAGAAAGAAGUACAAAGACCUGGAGAGAGCAUGAAAACAGCAGAAUGGACAGGACCAAUCAGAGGUGGAAGGUCAAGAUGGGACACUCAAGAUGGUCCGGGAUGUUAACACAGUGGUCCAUUUGGGACAAGGAGACAGACCCUGGUGGACUGUGCUGGACUAUAUUGAUAUGAACAUGAGGAGGAACAGGCUCACCAACCUCCAUGAGUCUGCUGUGUCAACGGAGGAGUAAUUUUCGGGGCCUUGAUAAAGACUCCCUGAGAGGACAAUCUCUACUGGACACAGAAACAUGUAUGGACACCUCAGUUGACAGUGCUACUGCUGUGACUUUAAGUAGAGAGAAGAGAGGAGAGAGGGAGUCAUGCCAAAAGCAACCAAGGGACUUGUAUUGGUGCCAUGCACCCUUACUGUCAAUGUGUGUGUGUGAGCAUUACUGUGCAGGGACUGUUGCCAUGGAAACAGAUCAUUUCACAUCAAAAUGCUAACUGUAAAAUCAAUAAAAUGA